Messenger RNA from Rhipicephalus sanguineus (brown dog tick), 2868 nucleotides. Its product is annotated as MBT domain-containing protein 1. Gene Ontology annotation, biological process: regulation of DNA-templated transcription; heterochromatin formation. The record is from RefSeq and is a predicted model, not a curated record. NCBI's taxonomy places the organism in Eukaryota, Metazoa, Arthropoda, Arachnida, Ixodida, Ixodidae. Gene Ontology annotation, molecular function: zinc ion binding. Gene Ontology annotation, cellular component: nucleus. The transcript has 18 exons. The coding region runs from base 164 to 2437 and encodes 757 amino acids.
AUCUGCAGAAAAUAGAUCGCGCCAGUCAGCCCGUCGCUCAGUGGCUCAGUGGCUCUUCCCACUUUUUUUUUUCGCGGAGAGUUUGUUGCUGCCGCAUAAUUCCAAGCCCGCGCUGCGUCUUCACCGCUGGCUGCCAACAACGAUGUUCCCCAGACUGUGAGAGAUGAUGACCGGACGAGGUGUCGUCGACGAUGAUGAUGACGAGACGACAAGCUCGAGCGAUGGCAGCAGCUCAUCGUCGGACAGCGAGACCAGCGAGGCCCCUCCGAGCGCCCACAACGGCACGAAGGCAGCCGUUCCCCCCAUCCGCAAAGAUGGCAUGGCUGUCUGUGAGCGAUGCGGAACUGUUGGUGUGAAACAUGCCUUUUACUCGAAGACAAAACGUUACUGCAGCGUCCUCUGCUCUCGGGGGCUCGUUCGAGCCGGGGGCGGAAAGACAUCGUCCUCGCAGAACCUGACCAAGCGUCCUAUGCCACAAGCCCAGCGAAAUGUUCCACACAUUAUAAAGCCCAAAUAUGAAAUGGUCACUUCAUUUGACUGGAAGCCCUACCUAAUGAAGGCCGACUUUGUGGCAGCCCCCGUUUCCUGUUUUAAGCAUGUUGCCUUUGCUGAUUGUUGGGACAACGUGACUGUCGGCAUGAAAGUGGAGGUUGAGAACAGGGACUGUGAGAGCUUCAAGCACAUCUUUGCCAGCUUCUACUGGAUCGCCACAGUGGUCAAGAUGGCGGGCUACAUGGCCAAACUUCGAUAUGAGGGUUUUGGAAUGGAUGACAGCAAGGACUUCUGGGUCAACCUCUGCAUCGAUGCGGUGUACCCGGUGGGCUGGUGCGCGUCACAAGGGAAGCCUCUCAUACCACCAAAGACAAUUGAGCACAAGCAUGGUGACUGGAAGCAGUUCCUGGUCAAGCGGCUGACAGGUGCCCGUACCCUCCCUACAAACUUUCAUGCCAAGGUGCGCGAGUGCAUACGUGGCCAGUUCCCCAUCGGGCUGCGGCUGGAAGUGGUGGACAAGAAGCGCAUCUCCUCGGUCAGGGUGGCCCGCGUGACGCACUGCGUGGGAGGACGCAUCCACAUUGCGUACGAGGGUCUCGAGGACGACGGCUUCUGGUGCCACGAGCGCUCGCCACUCAUCCACCCCAUCGGCUGGGCACAGGUCAUUGGCCAUGACCUGAGGGCAUCCCCCGAGUAUGCGAAGUCGUCACUCGAAAAGGCACUGUUGAGGAAAUGCGAGACUGACGAAGCAUCGUGGGACAUGUUUCCUCCCGUGCACACACCACAAUGCGAGCUGAAGUUCAAAGAAGGCAUGAAGCUGGAGGCCAUUGACCCCCUCAACCUGUCGACCAUCUGUGUCGCGACAGUGACCAAAGUCCUGCGCAACAACUAUCUCAUGAUCGGCAUUGACGGCAUGAUGGCUGCCAAUGGCUCCGACUGGUUCUGCUACCAUGCCUCAUCACCCUGCAUUUUUCCUGUGGGUUUCUGCGAACUCAAUGGCAUUGAGCUGACUCCUCCCAGAGGUCACAAAGGGGAUUUCCGUUGGUUCGAUUACCUCCGGCAAACCAAGUCUGUUGCAGCACCUGUGGCACUUUUUAAAAAGGACAUACCCAAGCAUGGCUUCCAGGAGGGCAUGCACGCCGAGGCGGUGGACCUGAUGGAGCCGCGCCUCAUCUGCGUUGGCCGCGUGACGAAGGUGGUGGGCCGGCUGCUGCGGGUGCACUUUGAUGGCUGGGAGGACAGCUACGACCAGUGGUGUGACUGCGAGAGCCCCGACCUUUUCCCUGUUGGUUGGUGUCAAAUGGUCCAGUAUCCCCUGGAACCACCAAGGCAGACAGAAAUCGGCUUUCUCAAGAAGAAGAAAAAGUACCAGAGCUACAAGGGCCCCCGUAGAAGUGAGUUUCGAACUCAAGCACCGACCCAAAAAAAGAAGAUGCGCUUCAUGGCUGGAAGCCGCAAGAGCGGGGGAACCAUCAAAGGUGGAUCUCCUGGCGACGAUCUCUACGGCGACGACGACGUCCACACCAAACCUGAUAUUGAUGACAUGGUCACAUCGUCAUCUGAAGCAAGUGCCCUGAACCGCUCGGACAACAGUAUCGGUGCCAGCCCGCAGCCCGCUGCAGCCAUUAGGCCGUUGGAAGUAGGCGAGGAAGUGGAAGACGAACGAGUGCAGACACGAGGGGGCCUCGGGCUGAGCGUGUCCCUGAGCAGCCUGCACCCUCGGCGCUGGGGUGUGGCACACGUCGCACGCUUCCUGUGGCUCAAUGACUGCGCUUCCUACUGCCAGGGCUUCUGUCGGCAGAAGGUUGAUGGGGCGCAACUCCUGGAGCUGACCAAAGAAUCUGUCAUGGCCCUGACCGACAUGAAGGUGGGGCCUUCGCUCAAGAUCUUCGACCUGAUUCAGCAACUCAAGGCAGAGUUCAGGGGCAAAGACAGCCUCAACUGAAGUCCACUUCCCAAAGGAGGGGCCUCCCGCCACUCUCAUGUUGCCGAACCGGGGUCAGAAGACAAUCCCCGCUCCCGCUAUACCUAACAUCACUUCUUUCGUUGUUAUUUGAUUUAGAUUACGCAUCAAGGACAAUUGUUUGGCUGCACAUGGCAUGUGCUUACAUUUGUGUUCUAUAAACGAGUGCAAUUUGUGAUGUGCUGAAGAAAUGGUGCACCACCUUCCCCAUCGCGUCUCUCUCUCAUUUGCUGAAUGUUUCCAAGUAAGCAGUUUUUUUUUCCCUCCUCUUUUCUAUCUACUGUCUGCUUUGCGUGUACAUUAAGUUCAAGUGCAGUGUCACAUAUGCACAGUGCAGGUUGUGAAGCUGUCCACGUCCAAGUUUCACAGAGGAAACCUAUUUGCAAAUAAAAUGAGCCUUUUGAAACAAAUGA